CUUGAGUUGUUAGAUUGUUGCUAAAUAAUUUUUGAAUAUUCAAACCGAUCUAACAAAGAAGUAAUUUUAAUGGGGUUUGAUUUAGCAUAUUUCGCUGGAUCUUCCUCUACCUCUGUCCAUUGUUGUAACCCUAGGAAUUCUCUCUCCGAUCCACGACCACCACUCCUCCGCUCAUCAAUGGCAGAGCCUCUCGAUAUGAGCUUAGAUGAUAUCAUCAAGAACAACAAGAAAUCCGGAUCCUCGAACUUCAGAGGUCGUGGCGGAGCUUCUUCUGGACCAGGUCCCUCUCGCCGCUUUCGCAAUCGCGGUCUUAAUAGAGCAGCGCCCUAUUCUACUGCCCAGGCGCCGGAGACGGCUUGGUCACACGACAUGUUUGUAGAUCAUGGUGCGGCAUAUCCUUCACAGCCUGCACGGGCCUCUGCUAUCGAAACCGGCACCAAGCUUUAUGUUUCUAAUUUGGAUUAUGGUGUUUCCAACGAGGAUAUCAAGGAACUGUUUUCAGAAGUUGGUGAUCUCAAACGAUAUUCUAUCAAUUAUGAUAAAAGUGGGAGGUCAAAGGGAACAGCAGAAAUUGUUUUUUCACGACAAGCAGAUGCGCUUGCUGCUAUAAAGAGGUACAACAAUGUUCAGCUAGAUGGGAAGCUCAUGAAGUUGGAGAUUGUAGGAACUAACAUCGUGACACCUGCUGUUCCUGCUUCUGCAAAUGGCAAUUUUGGGAAUCCAAAUGGAUUUCGAAGAGGUGGACAUGUACUGGGCCGAAACCGGGGUGGUGGACGAGGACGUGGUCCUGGAAGAGGAGGACGUGGACAUGGGAGUAGCAGCAGAGGUCGUGGGGAGAAAUUAUCUGCCGAAGAUCUAGAUGCUGAUUUGGAGAAGUAUCAUGAAGAAGCCAUGCAGAUCAAUUAAAUCAUUUGGUGUGAUUUCCUGGGGCUUGAUAUUCCCAACUUCGUUAGGUGCUUGAUGAUAAAUGUGAUAAGGAUACCAUUUUCUAUUUUGCGAGUCAUAUCAUGAAGCCCUGACCUUGACAGUACCACUAGACCUUGCUAGGAUGUGGAGUUUGGGCUUCAAUUGUUAUUUGUUGCAGUAAACUACAAAGAGGUGUUAUAUAUGCUUGAAUCUGUAAUCUCCCGUUACUUAUCUGUUUCUUAAUAUUCUCCAAUCCUAUUUAUUUU
Molecule: messenger RNA, 1172 nt
Organism: Cucurbita maxima (winter squash)
Lineage: Eukaryota; Viridiplantae; Streptophyta; Magnoliopsida; Cucurbitales; Cucurbitaceae
Product: THO complex subunit 4A-like
Exons: 5
Coding region: 70-906 (278 amino acids)
Biological process (GO): mRNA export from nucleus
Cellular component (GO): nucleus
Molecular function (GO): mRNA binding
Source: RefSeq, a predicted model, not a curated record